AUGUCAGAAGCCACCAACAGAAGCCAACAUAGUUUACCACCAGAAUCGCAAUAUCAGCAGCAGCAGCAGCAACAACAACAACAGCACGAUCCUCGGAACAGACGACAGGGUGCACCAGCAGACCCAAACUGGCAGCCUGCCCUCAGUUCCAUCCCUGACGACGGCGACCUCUUCGACGAAGCAGCCUAUGGGUUAGGCCCUCCGCCUUCCCAACCCAAUGCAAUAAUGCAGCAUCCGAACCGCUCGGCUCCGUCACUGCCUUCUCACCAAAACCAAAACCACGGACACGACCCAAAUGCACCGCCAGUCCCUCAGUAUGAUCCUACGGCAGUCUUGGACCAGUUUGGUGCCAUGAGAAUUAGUGAUCCUACGGGACAAGGGUCUCGAUAUCCUCCUCACCCCGGCGAUCCCAUCCCACGCGCCGCGUCUUCAAUGUCUGCACGAGGGCCACCGCAUCAGCAGCACGCCUACGGUCACCUCAGACACGCAAAUACACUACCCCCAGGACCAGGGUAUGGUCAAGGACAGGGACCACCUCAUGCCUACGAUCGUCAUUGGGCGAACGCGGGGGAUCCUUCGAUGUAUCCACCUCCUCAACAAGCCGAGGGCUACCCACCUAACGGACAAUAUGCAGCAUAUGAUCGCGGGCCAGAGGGCGCCUAUCCAAACGACCCAUCCUACCAGGGCUAUGGCUCUCCUGAACUUGCCUACGAUCAACCGUCAUAUAAUUACCAUCCCCAGCACAUGCAACCACCUCAACAACAGAGCUGGCAGGGCCAGCCUCCCCAGGCAGAUUAUAAUAUCUACGCCGCGGCUUCAGAUGUGUUAGGCAUGGCACCUCCCCCGGGUCCUCCAGCGGUACCUCCAGCGUAUGAUCCAAGCUAUUCCACGCGUAGCUCCUACGCCGCUAGCUCAAUAUCAUUACCCUCUUCUCAUUCCUCACAACAUGGCCCUGGUCCUUAUGGUCCGCCAUCGGUGCAUAGCCAUAAUGAACCAGAGAUCGCCCCACGUCCGUCACUCGAACGAUCCGGAACAUCGGCUUCUGUCAAUCUACGAACGAGCAAGACUAAAGCAGUUGACUUGAGUGCUCCUCCCUAUACUAAGGAGUACAUCGAUCAGUAUCGCCAACGCAUCAAAGCGGAUCCAGAUCCUGAAGCCCAUUUCUUAUACGCUAAGUAUCUUAUCGACGCCGCGAGGAAAAUUCGGGCAGACCAUAAGGAUCAGCGCGCAGCGAAGAAAUAUACCGAGCUUCUGAUUACAGAAUCACUGAAAGUCGUCCGCAAGCUUGCGACGCAAGGCGAGGCAUAUGACGAAGCUCAGUUCUUCCUGGCGAAUUGCUACGGUACCGGUGCGCUUGGUUUGCAGGUAGAUCACGAAAGGGCGUACCAUCUUUAUCUGCAAGCUGCCAAGCAGAAUCACGCUGCUGCUUGCUACCGCGUCGCCGUGUGCAACGAGAUUGGUGCUGGUACACGGAAGGAACCGCCCCGUGCCGCUGCAUUCUAUCGAAAGGCCGCCUCGUUGGGAGACACUCCAGCGAUGUACAAACUUGGCAUGAUCUUGCUAAAUGGAACAUUGGGUGAAGCAAAGAACCCCCGCGAGGCUAUCAAUUGGCUCAAGCGAGCCGCGGAGCAGGCUGAUGAAGACAACCCACACGCGCUCCAUGAGCUCGGUAUUCUCCAUGAACAAGGCGAUAACCAGCUCGUCAUUAGCGACCCAGCGUACGCCAGACAACUGUUCACACAGGCAGCGCAUCUUGGCUAUACUCCUUCGCAAUUCAAACUCGGGCAGUGUUAUGAAUAUGGUUCGUUGACAUGCCCAAUGGAUCCUCGUCGUUCCAUUGCUUGGUAUACGAAGGCGGCUGAAAAGGGCGAUGCCGAGGCAGAGCUGGCUCUUAGCGGCUGGUACUUGACGGGGAGCGAGGGCGUGCUGAAACAAAGCGAUUCAGAGGCAUACCUUUGGGCCCGACGGGCUGCCAAUAAGGGAUUAAGCAAAGCUGAAUACGCCGUGGGGUAUUACGCAGAAGUUGGCAUUGGAAUCAAGCAAGACAUCGAGUUUGCGAAGCGAUGGUAUAUGCGAGCUGCAGCGCAAGGCAACAAACGCGCCAUGAACCGGUUGACAGAAAUCAAACGGAUGGGAAAUAAGAGGAUUAAUGUUGCUAGGCCUACGCGGCAACAGGCCAAAGACGAAUGCGUAAUCUGUUAA
This is a messenger RNA of Pleurotus ostreatus (oyster mushroom), 2202 nucleotides long. RefSeq lists its product as uncharacterized. The transcript has 3 exons. Lineage: Eukaryota; Fungi; Basidiomycota; Agaricomycetes; Agaricales; Pleurotaceae. The record is from RefSeq and is a predicted model, not a curated record. Gene Ontology annotation, molecular function: protein binding. The coding region runs from base 1 to 2202 and encodes 733 amino acids.